AUGACGGAUUCUAACCUAUCGCGGGACUUCCUGCACGCAUGUCAAAGUGGCGAUUUAUCAAGAGUGGAAACCCUCGUAUCGAAACACAACGUUCAAGAUUGGACCCUCUUCCGGCAUUCGACUUCCGGUGACACCGCGUUGCACGUUGCAGCGCGCGAGGGUCAUUUGAAUAUCGUUCGAUAUUUAUGCGAGGCUUUCGAGAAACCAGAUUUCAGAGUGGACGUGGCCAAUAAAGAUAUGAAAAGACCACUGCACGAGGCGGCGCAAUUUGCGCGUAGCGACGUUGUCAAAUAUUUAAUCAAAAAUGGUGCAACCGUAGAUUGUUUGAAGCGCGCUGAUUGGACGCCGCUCAUGUUGGCCUGCACGAAAACCGGGAGUGAGGCGUACGAAUGCGUCGCAGCGCUUUUGGAGGCAAACGCGAAUCUGUUUCUGCGAAAUAAAGACGGAUGGACACCGUUGCACAUGAUUUGCCGUUCUGGAGAUAGAAAUACUUUUGAUUUAUUGGUGAAUCAGUCUGUUCAAUGUAUCGAAGAUCGAAGUAACAAUGGCCGCAGUGCUAUGCAUAUUGCCGCGUUUCAUGGUCACGAGCAUUUAAUCGAUCGAUUAGUGGCGCUAAAUUCAAAUUUCUUGGGCGCGCGAGAUUCCUCUGGAUCCACUCCUCUUCACGAAGCGAUCAAAGCAGGUCACUUAUGCGCCGCGAAGGAAAUUAUAAGAUUGGGAGCUGACGUAAGGGCGACAGACAACGUUGGUCAGACUAUCUUACACGUGGCUGCUUUGACUGGAAACGUAGAAGCUGUGAAAUACAUUUUAGAGGAUAAUUUAAUCGACGUGCACGCAGAAGCGUUGUUUCACCUGACACCUUUAGUUGCGGCUCGAAGAAGCAACCGAAAAGAUACGAUCGAAUGUUUGAUCGAACACGGUGCUGUGAAAUAA
Habropoda laboriosa is the source of this 933-nucleotide messenger RNA. Its product is annotated as ankyrin repeat domain-containing protein 16-like. The record is from RefSeq and is a predicted model, not a curated record. Gene Ontology annotation, molecular function: protein binding. The transcript has 3 exons. Lineage: Eukaryota; Metazoa; Arthropoda; Insecta; Hymenoptera; Apidae. Bases 1 to 933 code for a protein of 310 amino acids.